This is a messenger RNA of Sorex araneus (European shrew), 4693 nucleotides long. It is a transcript of the gene NADSYN1, whose product is annotated as NAD synthetase 1. The transcript is spliced from 21 exons. The record is from RefSeq and is a predicted model, not a curated record. Gene Ontology annotation, biological process: NAD+ biosynthetic process. Gene Ontology annotation, cellular component: cytoplasm. NCBI's taxonomy places the organism in Eukaryota, Metazoa, Chordata, Mammalia, Eulipotyphla, Soricidae. Gene Ontology annotation, molecular function: glutaminase activity; NAD+ synthase (glutamine-hydrolyzing) activity; ATP binding. The coding region runs from base 134 to 2254 and encodes 706 amino acids.
UGCGGCCCGCGGCUGCCCGCCUCGCUGGGACCCCGGUGCCCCGCUGCCCGCUGCCCGCCUCGCUGGGACCCCGGUGCCCACCGCCCGCCGCCCGCCGCCCGCUGCCGCCCUCCGCCCCCGCCCCGCGGCCAGGAUGGGCCGGAAGGUGACCGUGGCCACUUGCGCGCUCAACCAGUGGGCACUGGACUUCGAGGGCAAUUUGCAGAGGAUUUUAAAGAGUAUUGAAAUCGCCAAACAGAGAGGGGCAAGGUACAGGCUUGGACCAGAGCUGGAAAUAUGCGGCUACGGGUGCUGGGACCAUUACUACGAGUCGGACACCCUCCUGCACUCCUUUCAGGUCCUCGCGGCCCUUCUGGAGGCCCCGGUCACGCAGGACAUCAUCUGUGACGUGGGGAUGCCCGUCAUGCACCGGAACGUCCGCUACAACUGCAGGGUGAUAUUUCUCAACAGGAAGAUCCUGCUCAUCAGACCCAAGAUGGCCCUGGCCAACGAGGGCAACUACCGGGAGCUGCGCUGGUUCACCCCCUGGUCCCGGAGCAGGCAGACAGAGGAGUACUUCCUCCCGCGCAUGAUCCAGGCCGUGACCCAGCAGGAGACGGUGCCCUUCGGAGACGCCGUGCUGGCCACCCGCGACUCCUGCAUCGGGAGCGAGGUCUGCGAGGAGCUGUGGACGCCGCACAGCCCGCAUGUGGACAUGGGUCUGGACGGCGUGGAGAUCUUCACCAACGCCUCGGGCAGCCACCACGUGCUGCGCAAGGCCCACGCCAGGGUGGAGCUGGUGACGGCCGCCACCGCCAAGAACGGGGGCAUCUACCUGCUGGCCAACCAGAAGGGCUGUGACGGGGACCGGCUCUACUACGACGGCUGCGCGCUGGUCGCCAUCAACGGCCGCGUGUGUGCGCAGGGCGCCCAGUUCUCCCUGGACGACGUGGAGGUGCUCACGGCCACGCUGGACCUGGAGGACGUCAGGAGCUACCGGGCCGAGAUCUCGUCCCGGGGCCUGGCGGCCAGCAGGGCAAGCCCGUACCCGCGGGUGAAGGUGGACUUCGCCCUCUCGAGCCACGACGACCUGCUGGUGCCGCUGUCGGAGCCCCUGGAGUGGCAGUACCACGGCGUGGGCGAGGAGAUCAGCCUGGGCCCCGCGUGCUGGCUCUGGGACUUCCUGCGGCGCAGCCGGCAGGCGGGGUUCUUCCUGCCCCUGAGCGGGGGGCUGGACAGCGCGGCCACUGCCUGCCUCGUCUACUCCAUGUGCCACCAGGUCUGCGAGGCCGUGCGCAGCGGAAACCAGGACGUGCUGUCCGACGUCCGCGCCCUCGUGAGCCAGACGGACUACACCCCGCGGGACCCCCGGGAGCUGUGCGGCCGCCUGCUGACCACCUGCUACAUGGCCAGCGAGAACUCGUCCGAGGAGACGCGUGCGCGGGCGGCCGAGCUGGCCCAGCAGAUCGGGAGCCACCACGUGGGCCUCAGCAUCGAGCCAGCCGUGAAGGCCAUCGUGGGCAUCUUCAGCCUGGUGACGGGGACACACCCCAAGUUCUCGGUUCUGGGGGGCAGCAGCAGGGAAAACCUGGCUCUGCAGAACGUACAGGCCCGGGUCCGGAUGGUCGUCGCCUACCUCUUUGCUCAGCUGAGCCUCUGGGCGCGGGGUCUGCCGGGCGGCCUGCUCGUGCUGGGCUCCGCCAACGUGGACGAGAGUCUCCUGGGCUACCUGACCAAGUACGACUGCUCCAGCGCCGACAUCAACCCCAUCGGCGGCAUCAGCAAGACGGACCUGCGGACCUUCAUGCGCUUCUGCGCCGAGCGGUUCCCGCUGCCCGCCCUGCACAGGAUCCUGGCCGCUCCGGCCACGGCAGAGCUGGAGCCCUUGGCCAACGGGCAGGUGUCCCAGACGGAUGAGGAGGACAUGGGCAUGACGUACGAGGAGCUGUCGGUGUUCGGGAGGCUCAGGAAGGUGGCCAAGGCGGGUCCCUACAGCAUGUUCUGCAAACUCCUCACCCUGUGGAGGGACACGUGCUCCCCGCGCCAGGUGGCCGACAAAGUGAUGCGGUUUUUCGGCAAGUACUCGGCCAACAGGCACAAGAUGACCACGCUGACCCCCGCCUACCACGCCGAGAGCUACAGCCCCGAUGACCACCGCUUCGACCUGCGCCCCUUCCUCUACCGCCCGGGCUGGCCCUGGCAGGCCCGCUGCAUCGAGCAGCAGGUCCUCCGGCUGGAGCGAGGCGAGCAGCAGGAGGUGGAUGGCGUGCACUGAGGGGGCCCGUGAGGGGACGCCCCCCCCGGAGCGGAGACUCCGCCUGCCCAGCCCCCCCGGGGAGAAGCCCCCGUCAGCCCUGCCCGCGUGCCGGGAGCCGCAGUAAAGGCGCGAUUCCUCUCGGGGACAUUUCUCACGCUGUCCAGGGGGCCCCGGCCAGGCCCCCUGCCCACCUCUCAGAGGCCUCAGAGCCCGAGGGCCAGCGACCAGCCUCGCCCUGUGGGCGGGACAGCCCUCUGGGGUCUGGGAUGGGCCGUCGCUGCCCCCGUCUCUGGCUCGACCCACGGCCCCGCAGAGCAGGGACACGGGGGCUGGGGGGUCUGGGUGAGGGUCCUCCUGGCCCCGGCAGAUGGACCCUGCCCCGACCCCACGUCCUGUGCCUCUCCCGCGGUGCCCGAGGGCUGGUCCCUGCCCCCUGGGCCUCAGGCUGUCCCCUUCCUUGAAGUCCUCCUCGCCGGAUAUUCCUAGUAUUUGAGGAUAUCAUUUGAUCUAAGAGAAAAUGCCGGAAAGUGAAACUCAGUGAAAAUUCUACCGAGUUCUCUGCCUCGCUGACCUCCUGGCACGCUCUCUGCGUGCGUCACGCCCCACUCACGGCGGCUCGUGGGGCUGCUAGGGCUGUUUUCAGCACACACACAAGCACACACGGCCCUCUCAGGUGCACGGUAAUGACCGCUGGCCCCGAGGAGAACGCCCCACACGUGUCACAGAAGGGACCCCGCAUGCCGCUGUGACGCCCCAGCUGCGAGGGAGGGAGGCGUGCCCCGACACUGGUUAUCACUCAGUGGGCUGAGGGGAUCUUGGCUACCGUGGGUGCUAGUUCAGCGUUACCAUUUAUCACAAAAAUACCUCUUAUUUGUUUAUUUGUUUAUUGUUGAAUCACCGUGCGGUACGUAGCUAUGAAGCUGUUCUUGGCCGGUGUCAGGCAUCCGGGGUUCCGACACCCACAAGCACACAAAAGUACCUUUAACUCAACUUUGCUUCACACGUCCCCGUCCCAGCCUCCCCUGGGCAGCAGCAAAGCUGUGUGUCCCCCCCCCCCCCAGCAGAGCCGCAGGACACGGCUCCUCCAGCUGCCCCAGGGCCCCCGCGUGGUCUCGGCACUGAUAGACGGGGAGGCGGGCACGGAGCACAUGUGGCUUACGCGUGUGAGGCGUCUGCGGGCGGCCCACGGUCCUGCCUCCUCCCGAGAAUUCUGUCCCAGGGACGCUAUAGACUGAGGAGUCUGGAACAGUGAAUUCAUUGACGGGAAGUGCCGCCCCUCCGGACUGCUGCAAGAGACAGUGCCGUGGAGCAUCAGAGACACGGCAGGGGGCUGGGGGGAUCUGUUGGUGGUGGGGCGAGGGCCUUGCGUGCCGCCAACAUGACUUCGAUCCCCGGCAUCCCAUAUGGUUCCCUGAGCACCGCCGCCGGGUGUGACCCCCAAACAAAAACAAAUGAGAAAAAAAAUUCUGAAGGUGACAAGAAGAGAGAAAAAUAAGUGUUUCGUUUCGCUCACAAUAAAGUGUCCUCAGCGUGUUUGCGUGGGUCUUAGCCGCCAGAGGCGCCGCCGCCGUCUGGGAUAGUCUGGGAUAGGGCGUGCAGCGUCAGCAGCGGUCUUGUGUUUGUUCAACUCUGUUCCCGCACUUUUUUCUUUUUUUUUUUUUUUUUGCUUUUUGGGUCAUACCCAGCGAUGCUCAGGGGUUACUCCUGGCUCUGCACUCAGGAAUUACUCCUGGCAGUGCUUGGGGGACCAUAUGGGAUGCUGGGAAUCGAACCCAGGUCGGCUGCGUGCAAGGCAAAUGCCCUACCCGCUGUGCUAUCGCUCCGGCCCCUGUUCCUGCACUUUUAUGUGUCCAGUUUUGUAAGAGUCCUUCAACUUUGUCCCUAGGUUUCUGAUGUGUAUUGAGACUCUAAGGCUUCUUCAAACCAGAGUAUUAGAGCGACUCUGAAGACACAAUUUAAAAAUCUCCUUGUCUCAACCUGUAACAACACGUUAGUGAUGUCAUACACAGGGGUUUAAUGGCUCCUAGGUGAGAUGUAGCAAUUUUCACACACUUUCCUAUAAGGAAACCUUUUUGAGCAUUUUUUUUUCUUUUCGGGUCACACCCGGCGAUGCACAGGGCUUACUCCUGGCUCUGCACUCAGGAAUUACUCCUGGUGGUGCUGGGGGACCAUACGGGAUGCUGGGAAUCAAACCCGGGUUGACCGCGUGCAAGGCAAACGCCCUACCCACUGUGCUAUCGCUCCAGCUCCCUUUUUGAGCAUUUUUUUUUCGUGGAUUAUUCGUAACAAGUAGUACAAGAUAAACUAGCAUCUGCCUUUGGGGCAGGCUUGGGUGAUAGUGGAAAAAUUGGAAAUAAUGGUGGUGGGGAGGUAUAAUGGUGGUCAGAUCAGUGUUGAAAUACUGAGUGGAAUAAAUUAUUGUGAACAACUUUAUGAAAAUAAAAUAAAGAAGUAAAU